This is a messenger RNA of Pichia membranifaciens NRRL Y-2026, 1647 nucleotides long. RefSeq lists its product as hypothetical. Gene Ontology annotation, biological process: GDP-mannose biosynthetic process; cell wall mannoprotein biosynthetic process. The record is from RefSeq and is a predicted model, not a curated record. Lineage: Eukaryota; Fungi; Ascomycota; Pichiomycetes; Pichiales; Pichiaceae. Gene Ontology annotation, cellular component: cytoplasm. Gene Ontology annotation, molecular function: GTP binding; mannose-1-phosphate guanylyltransferase (GTP) activity. The coding region runs from base 397 to 1485 and encodes 362 amino acids. The transcript has a single exon.
UGCUGGUUGGCGACGUGAGGCAGCGCAGCGUUGUCGGGUGUUUUGCACGGCCAGCAUCGUGUCUUGGAAAUUUUGUUUUCGUUUGGUGGCAACUUGCACGUCUCGUCGUCGAGUGGUGGUGUUUAUAUAUAUCUGAGGUGUAGCACCUGUUUGUGUUGUUGUGUUGUGUGGGCGGUUCUGGUUGGGUUGGCUGCUGCGGUGGUUUCUUUUCUUCUGCUCUGGUCUCUUCUUCCUUCUUGUGCUCUUGUGUUUUUUCUCCUGCUCUUUCUUUGACCAGAAUCUCACAGAUUUCCCCCCUACCAGCGCCCAGCACAACAGAACGCUUUCCCUUUGGAAUUUCUUCUGUUUCCCUAGAUACCUGCAUUCGCUUCGCACACAAACACAAACACACACACAAUGAAAGGAUUAAUUCUUGUCGGUGGUUACGGUACCAGAUUGAGACCGCUCACGUUGUCGUACCCAAAGCCGUUGGUUGAGUUUGCCAACAGACCGAUGAUCUUGCACCAAAUCGAGGCGUUGGCCAACGCCGGGUGCACAGACAUCGUUCUUGCCGUCAACUACAAGCCAGAGGUGAUGGUUGGCGCGUUGAAGAAGUACGAGGAGAUCUACGGGGUGUCGAUCACCUUCUCCGUCGAGGAAGAGCCUUUGGGCACCGCAGGCCCGCUCAAGUUGGCCGAAAAGAUCCUCCAGAAGGACAACACCCCGAUCUUCGUGUUGAACUCCGACGUCAUCUGCGAGUACCCGUUGAAGGACUUGCUCGACUUCCACAACGCCCACGACGGUGAGGCCACCAUUGUCGCCACCAAGGUCGACGAGCCUUCCAAGUACGGUGUCAUUGUCCACGACAGAGACGUGGCCAACAGAAUCGACAGAUUCGUCGAAAAGCCCGUCGAGUUUGUCGGCAACAGAAUCAACGCCGGUAUCUACGUCCUCAACCCCUCCGUCAUCGACCUCAUCGAGAUGAGACCAACCUCCAUCGAGAGCGAGACCUUCCCGCUCUUGGUUGAGCAGAAGAAGCUCUACUCCUACGACUUGCAGGGCUACUGGAUGGACGUCGGCCAGCCAAAGGACUUCUUGACCGGUAUGUGUCUCUACCUCUCCGCCCAGACAAAGAAGAACAACCCAAACUUGUCCCAAGCAGACUUUAUCACUGGUGGUAACGUCUUGAUCGACCCUUCUGCCAAAAUCGGCAAGGGCUGUUCCAUCGGCCCCAACGUCGUCAUCGGCCCUAACGUCGUCAUCGGCGACGGUGUCAGAAUCGUCAGAUCCACCAUCUUGAAGAACUCCCAGAUCAAGGACCACGCCCUCGUCAAGUCCACCAUUGUCGGCUGGAACUCCACCGUCGGUAAGUGGGCCAGAUUGGAAGGUGUCACUGUUUUGGGUGAGGACGUCACCGUCAAGGACGAGAUCUACGUCAACGGUGGUAAGGUCUUACCUCACAAAUCCAUCAAGGACAACGUCGAAACUCCUCAAAUUAUCAUGUAAAGAAGAAGGAUCCAUCCACAAGUGCAACUCUACUUUUCUCCUUUUUCCUCUCCACUUCUCCUCUUGCCAUCUUUCUUUCUUGUUUUGUAUAGGGAAUCUCAAUAUAAUAUCUUAUAUACCACUUAUCCAUACAUCCCGACGCGUCGCAAACGGAAACUUCCC